This is a messenger RNA of Cylicostephanus goldi, 476 nucleotides long. NCBI's taxonomy places the organism in Eukaryota, Metazoa, Nematoda, Chromadorea, Rhabditida, Strongylidae. The record is from the annotation of a GenBank genome assembly.
AUGCGCGGACCGAUCUCUUCAUUACGGUUUGUGGCUGACUGGUCCAGCAUAUCGGCAUCCGAACACAUAUCUACGCAUCCAGUGUUUGAUUUGCAACGAAAUACAUCAAGAGGUGAAAAAAUUAUGGUGAAGCCGAGUGAUGGGAAGAAUCGCAAUGACAAUUUCUGGCAUGGAGAAGUAGACCGACUGUUAGCAAACGCUUUGCAGGAGACUAGCCAAAACGAACCCAAAGCAAAGACGAAGAAAAAGAAAAAGAAAUUGAUGAAGACAAAUGGAAACGAUAAAUCUGAGGUUGUUGAAUUAGACGACGAUAUCAUAGAAGUUACGGACGGGUCCUCACACUCUGUUCCUAACGGUGCUACAUCAAAAGAAGAUAAAGAAUUGAUACAGAAACAACAGGAAGAAAUACAAAAACUGAAAAGAAUCAAUGCCGAAUUGUAUAGUUUUAUGGCAAAAGAAUUAACAGAUAAGUAGUA